This is a messenger RNA of Eutrema salsugineum, 1123 nucleotides long. RefSeq names its product putative methyltransferase DDB_G0268948. Lineage: Eukaryota; Viridiplantae; Streptophyta; Magnoliopsida; Brassicales; Brassicaceae. Gene Ontology annotation, molecular function: S-adenosylmethionine-dependent methyltransferase activity. The coding region runs from base 181 to 990 and encodes 269 amino acids. The record is from RefSeq and is a predicted model, not a curated record. The transcript is spliced from 2 exons.
GCAUGAAUUGAAAGUGGGCGUCGUUUUCACUGCCUUAGACUCAAUCAGCAUUCUAUGAUGAAUUCAAGUUUGACUCGUUUCUCUCAAACAAUAGAUCCAUCGGAAAGUUAAAGCUUUCUAUGUGUUGAGAGUAGAAGAAACAAAGGAAAACACUUGGAAACAAAAAUAAGAGUAGAAGAAAUGGCAAAGUUAUUCAUAAAGCAAGCGGAGCAAUACGCGGCAGCCCGACCCAAUUACCCGAUCAAACUCUUCGAGUUCAUCGCGUCCAAAACACCGUGCCACGACCUUGCCUGGGACGUCGGUGCCGGAAGUGGCCAAGCCUCACGAUCGUUAGCAGGAAUCUACAAGAAGGUGAUUGCUACCGAUACGAGCUCCAAGCAACUCGAGUUUGCUGCAAAGCUUCCCAAUAUCCGUUACGAGGUAACUCCACCGGUGAUGUCUUCGUCGGAGAUCGAGCAGCUGGUGGCGGCGGAAUCAUCGGUCGAUUUAGUCACCGUCGCUCAAGCCCUCCACUGGUUUGAUCUCACGACUUUUUACAGCAACGUGAAACACGUGCUCAAGAAACCCGACGGAGUAAUCGCCGCCUGGUGCUACACUAAUCCGGUGGUUAACGCCGCCGUCGAUGAGGUUUUCCGGCGGUUUUACGAGGAGAGGCUUGGACCGUAUUGGGAUAAAGCGAGGCGGCUUGUGGAGGAUGGUUACAGGGGAAUUGAGUUUCCGUUCGAGAAGAUCAUGGAUGAUGAGUCAACGGAAAGUCAACGUUUUCCGGUUAGGUUUGUGGCGGAGAGAGAAAUGGGGGUUGAAGAUUACCUGACGUAUCUGAGGUCGUCUUCGGCGUAUCAGACGGCUAAGGAGAAAGGGUUGGAGCUUUUGACGGAGGAGAUGGAAGGAGAGUUUGCUGGUUCGUGGAAGAAAGACGGAGAAGAGAAGAAAGUUGUUAGGUUUCCGAUCUAUUUGUUGAUCGGUAGAGUCGGAGGAGAUCGUUUAUGAAGAUUGUGUCCUCUCGCUUUGAUGAAUUGUAAAACAGUGUUCCAAACACUUGUAGAAACUUGAUGUAUCUCUCUCUUACUUGAAUACUUAUUUUAAAAAUUAAUAAAAUAAGUGGGACCAUGAGUUAGGACAA